This is a messenger RNA of Symbiodinium sp. CCMP2456, 1125 nucleotides long. The record is from the annotation of a GenBank genome assembly. Lineage: Eukaryota; Dinophyceae; Suessiales; Symbiodiniaceae.
AUGCUGACCUUCGUGGGGAACGUGGCCUUUAGAAGCACGCUCGCUGAGCCGAACGAGGCAACGUUACUCCGGCCACACCCUCACCGAGGGCCACCUGGAUAUGCAGGUUGCUCGCUUGGCCCUCUGGUGCUUGCGUUGUGGCCGCGGUAUCGUCCUCUACUUGCCAGGCGCACCCGGCGGCCGGCAGAGGGAGCUAAAGUCCUUUUCGUAGGCGGCGUGCCACCCGCGAUGUCGUCGGAAACCAUUCUGCAGCACAUGGAACAGUUUGGGCCUGCGACCGUCGUGAAGCGGUGCAGGGGGUAUUUGUACCUAAAGUUUGCGGAACCUGCGGCUGUGGCUAAAGCGAGAGCUAGCCCAGAACACCUGGUGGAGGGAGCAUCCUUGACCGUCGAGCCUGCCCUGGCCAAGAAGAAGCAGUGGUACUGCCAGACUGACCCAGGGUACCCUGUAAGAGUGCGGAAGCUGGGCACAGGAAUCGUGCAUAUCCAAAAUAUGAUCUCUAUGGCGAUGCAGAGGCAUCUGGCCCGCCGCGUGCUGUCGCUGGGCCGGUCGCCGGCUGGGUUCUACAAGCCAAGCUUUGCAGGUCGGCAUAUGAAGCAUCGUAUGCAUCUUAGCACGUUCUGCCUCGGACAUCACUGGGAUACGCUCUCGCACGAGUACACGAACGUGCGAUCAGAUUCUGACGGUCUGCCGGUGCUUUCCUUGUCGGAAGACCUUCUUGAUCUUGCAUGUGGCAUCCAGCACGACCUGGACCAGAAGUGCAAGAAGCAGAUGUUCCCAAAAAUGCGGCCCGAGGCUUGCAUUGUGAAUCACUAUACAACGGAAGGCUCCCUAGGCCUCCAUCAGGACUUGGAUGAAAGCGAGUCCAGCCUUCACCAGGGCCUUCCCGUCAUUUCGCUCUCUUUGGGCUGCUCUGCGCGGUUUCUGUUUACGAUGAACCCGGAGGAGGAGGAGAUCCGCAGCUGCGUGCUGAAGUCUGGUGACAUCUUCAUCUUCGGAGGUCCGGCACGCCUGCUUCAUCAUGGCAUCCAGAAGGUUUUCCCCAACACCACCCCGAAGAAGCUCCAACGAGACUUGGCGAGCCUAACGGGGCGCCUGAAUCUGACCUUCAGGCAAAUCCGCUAG